AGAAGAACAAGGGUGAGGUCCAUAAUUGACAUUGCACAAAUGACGAACAAAACAUCCAAAAUUGGACAAUAUUUGUUGGUGAAUAUUCUGUCAACUCUGCCUCCGAAAUCUCUGAUGCGAUUCAAGUGCGUCGCUAAAUGGUGGCAUGCUCUCAUCAACGAUCCCAGGUUCGUCGACAAGCACCUCUCCCAUUCCUUGCUGGACGAUCAAUCCACUCGUGUCCUUUUGAAGCGAAUGUUAUUCCCUUCUACAGAGGACCCAAACAGGGACAAAUUUCAAUCCGUAUUCUCAGUACUUACUUUUGACAAUGUCAUUGUUGAUGACGACGAUGGUGUUGUGCACAAGUGUAGCACUCUUUCUGGGAUCGAGGACUUCGAUGUUCCUCUUGCUAUGAGUCUAGAGAUUGGAGAUGAUCAAUCAUUUCACGUUGUAGGUCAUUGUAAUGGGAUCAUUUGUCUAGCUCGACCUAAUUCUACUAAGGUGCUUUUGUGGAAUCCGGCAAUUCAGGAAUUCAGGGUCCUUCCCUCGGAGACAUACAUUCCAGAUUGGUUCGAGGAAGCAUCCCUUAGGGAUCCUCAUCCUUGGUGGUUGGAUAUGCCUUACAUGCCACUAACAAAUCGGUUCCAUGAUGUUUUGGGAUUAGGCUAUGAUCCUAAAUCUAAAGAUUACAAAGUUGUCAAAAUUGGAUUUUCUUGUUCAGAAUUGCAUGGCGGCACACAACAUUUGAUUAUUCAUCCUCUCAAGGUAGUGGUGUAUACCUUGGGAACUAAUUCUUGGAGAGAGAUCGAGCCUUGUUCUUUAGAAACGGAAACUACUUUCCUUUGGCCUGAAACUUUUCAGGUGUACUUCAAGGGGAUGUGUUAUUGGAUAGGAAGUGAGCAACAAAAGGAAUUUGUCCAUUUCUAUGAUGCUGGCCGUCAGGAGGAAGAAAAGAUUAGGCGAGUGAUCGUUUUGUUUGACAUGAGUCGUGAGGUGUUUCAUGACAUACUGUUACCACAUGAGAUGCUAGAGUUCAAUGAUUUCGAAGGAAUUGGUAUUCAAAUGUGUCUUAAGGUGUGGAAUGAAUCCAUCGCUCUUUUUCGCUUGAAUUAUAAUACUUUUGAAGGUGGUGAUACACUACCCUUUGAAAUGUGGCUCAUGGAUGAUGAUUCUCGUGGUGGUGCGAAUAAUGAGGGCGGUGUUUGGACAAAACACUUUGCUGCCAAGAUCCCAUGGUUCUCAUUGUCCCCCUUGCUCCUGCAGAACACAUCGGCAAUGUGGAAAAGCAACGAGGUUCUUAUGUUAGAGGAAAAUGGAGGCAUAGUAUGCUAUAACCUCGGCACUAAAAAGUUAAAAAAUCUACCCAUUCAAAGUGCUGUAAGGAUUAUUCCCAUUUUUCCUCUGCCACCUUCUUAUUUUCCAGAGUGCAAAGCAAAUCAUUCACCCGUUGUAUAUGUGAAGAGUAUGGUUUCGGUCACGGAAGGCAACAAGUACAUGUGUACGUAGACAUCGAAAGUAAUGAAAUCCUUUUGUUGUCCAAAUUACGGAUGUCUUUAAGAAACUUGGAGUCGAUUAAAAAUUUACGAGUAUAUUUGAUCAUGUUUGAUUAAUGAAUUAACUAAACAGAAAAGGCAUGUUCAACAAUCUGCAAAUAUGAAGCAAUACAACCAAGAAACGAAAUGAUGGCUACCCGCAGAUAUCCACCCUGCAGUGUUGCCUUUCAACGAAGAAGAUGAGAUACACAAACAAUGUUCGAAAUUAAGUGUAUUCUCUCUGAAAUGCUUGUAACUUCUCGUCUUUGUGCUUCAGAUGAAUCCUGAUCAUUCUCUGCAAUUACUUUUGUCCAAUUCCUGGCACAACUUCAACAUUAGACGGACAAAUAUGGAUUUCUGGGCGCAUGAGUA
Molecule: messenger RNA, 1883 nt
Organism: Pyrus x bretschneideri (Chinese white pear)
Lineage: Eukaryota; Viridiplantae; Streptophyta; Magnoliopsida; Rosales; Rosaceae
Product: F-box/kelch-repeat protein At3g17530-like
Exons: 2
Coding region: 40-1485 (481 amino acids)
Molecular function (GO): protein binding
Source: RefSeq, a predicted model, not a curated record